Molecule: messenger RNA, 4930 nt
Organism: Bombus pyrosoma
Lineage: Eukaryota; Metazoa; Arthropoda; Insecta; Hymenoptera; Apidae
Gene: lin
Product: protein lines
Exons: 2
Coding region: 1261-3045 (594 amino acids)
Source: RefSeq, a predicted model, not a curated record
AAUCAUAUGUUUAUUACUAUAAAUGUAAUUAUCAAAUUAAGCAAAUGAUGAAUUUGGCCAUAUAGUACGUAAUAGAAUAAAGAAUGUUGAAUAAUUUAUUUUUUUUAAUCUUCUCGGCUUUUAUUAAACAUUAUGCAAUCUUUCCUAUUGGUACAACUAUCGAAAUACGUCGUCUUACUUAUAAUUUCACAUUAGGUAAAUCAUUAAAAUAGAAACUGUUUAACAAGUAAGAAUAUGUAUAAAUUUUUAAGCGCUGCCAUCGAUGCAGAGUUGCCGAUCAUCUCGUGUAUUUAUUAUACGACUUUUUGAUUUUGAUUACUUUUAUUAAGAAAAAUGAAAAAAUAGGCAUUUAAUGAAUAUUUGAUAAGGUUUAGUAAUGGUCUGGAGGCUAUUGUUAAAGUAAUUACAAUAAUUCGUACUUAGUACAUUGUGGAAUGUGCGAGGAGGAGCUACUGUGUUACGCAGCUCUGCAUGAUGCCAUCCGAAAAAUACGUAAUAAACACGAAGAAUUCGUGUCUUAUGCAUUAUCGGGUUAACAUUUUACCACUCGACGUGAGAUAUGAACUGUUUAAUUGGAACAGAUUUACGGCUAAACAAUAUAAAUCCGUAUUUCUUAUUUUUACUCGGUAGCACGUAUACGUGGCAACAGAGCAAAGUUGUCUGAGUGCUCUGUCACUUCCUAGUCAAAAGAAAUUCUUCGAGCACAAACAAUAAUAUAUUUACACUGUUAAAAUAGUGAAAUACGGUAUAACUCGAAAAGAAUACUGUCAAAUAUUCUCUUGAUAUAUUUUAACUGUCUGUCAAGGUAUCGGUAGAGAAUAUUUCUGUGUGCAUAUUAACGUAUCACCAAGCGUCGGUUUAUAUAUAUUACAUGUGCAACCUGUGUUAAAGUCUUCAUGGUUAACAUCUUAUGAAUGUGUCUGGCAACAGAUAUAAUUUCAAGUUUAUUACAAAGAUGCCUCGCAUAUUAAGUAAUUGAUUGAUCACGGCAUGUAAAAAGAAUAUACACAUACAUCAUCGUAUGAAUGAAUGCGUAAACAUAUACACACAUACUUAUUUACGUACACCUAUAAAAGUAUUGGAAUUUACAAACAUUUCAGAAAUUUAAUGAAAAUAGAAGUCAGUUCUCUCUGUAUAUUGUAUCUGCUAAUGUGUUUAUGACUUUUGUACACACAAUAAGCUGAUGUUGGUUAUAUUUCAUGAACCUGAUGACAGAGUAUUAUAAGCUAAAAGAAGAAAGCAGCAAGAAUAGUGCUGCUAAUGGUGCUUUGGCACUGUUAUUAUUAUCCUCCUAACAACAUAAUGGAGGAGCCAGCAAAGAAGAAACAACGCAUUGAAAAUGAUGAAGUUGAAAAAGAUACAUUAUCAGAUAUUGAGCAAUUACAGAAUAGUCUGUUGACACAAUGCUUAUGUAAUAUACCAGAAAGCAGUUUACGUAAACCAUUCACUAGUGCAACAGUAGAAGCUGCAGAUGGCACUUUUAGAUCUUCAUUAUUAUCAGAAUGGGAACCUGAUCAAACCUUAGAAUUUAUAAGUACUUUACAACUAUUAUUUGAUUUAGCCAUUAAACAAAAUGUUAGAGGUAUUAUGUGCAGGAGAGUAGUAGAUGUUUGUGAUGCGCUGGCGCGAAACGAGCAUGGCAUUAUAGAUCAAAUAAUUGACCUAUCAUGUACAACAAAUAAAUUUAUAUCAUUUGCUGCUAGCAGAGUUCUUGCAUCAUUUUUUAUUAUAACAAAAGAAAAUAUUGACACAGCAUGGUUGGAAAGAUUAACACAAUCUUUAGUAAAUACUCAUUCUCCAAGCCAAAUGCUAUUCACUUUGGAUGUUGUAAAAAGAGUUGUGGAACACAAGGACUGCAGUAUCCAUCCUCUUGAAGAUACAGAUAGUAUAGUGCCACCAUCUCAUUGUAAUACAAUAUCAAUUGCUGAUACAGAAAGUUUUGAUAGUACACCAGUAAAAGCAAUGUGUGUUAAAGCAUUGGAAUCUAAAUGGACUAUACUAGUAUCAAAAUUUGAUGCUAUUUUAAGUUCAUAUACGCCACAACAUGAAUCAGCUGUCAUUACAUUUCUUGAUUUGUGGGAAUCCAUCAUUUCUGUUAAAGCCAACUUAUCUGUUAUUGAUACCAAACUUUUUUAUUCUCAAUUAGACAACCUGGUUGUACUUUUAAAUGCCAAUGUUCCUGGUGUGAUUUGGAGACAUCUCCUUGGGUUAUUUAAUGAAGUAUUGUGUUAUGGAAGUACUUUGGCCUUACAAGAUGUAUUGCCAGAUGAGCCUUGUUCUCUUGCACAUUUGAUUGUAAGAGCUGUAAAAGAUUGGAGAUUAUUGGAUGCUCUACCAUAUCGACAUGGUUCUGGAAGAUUUGGAGGAGGAUCUGGUGAAGGUGAUCGUCCUCUUCUGCAAAAAAUAGUGCUUUUAGUUUUAAAAAGUGUUGCUGUGACAGUUAAAGAGACACGUAGCGAUUCUAGUGACUCUUCCUUGGGUUCUGAAGCAGAAGAUCUUGAUGCUGAUAUGGCAGUUAUUGAGAGGAGCAUUAGAGAAGUUCUAAGACAACUUGAUCAGUGUGUUAAGACAUUAAUGCCAUUUCAUCCUGAAAUGCCUUUAUCACAGUGGGUUGUACAAAUGUUCCAUGAUCAAGAUGAUUUUUUAAUUGAAGGCAUGGUAUGUUGUUUAGAUGUGGCUGUUGGUUUAUUUUAUAGAGGACCUCCACAAAAUGAUCUUGGUCAUAUGCUUAGUCCAACUUUAACUUUCAUACAAUUUAUACAUGCUGUAUCACAUGAUCCAGAUGUUUUAUUAGAUUUACUUGUCAGUAAUGAGACCUGUUUCUUAUUAUACUUAUUGAGAUUUUUGAAAUAUGUUAAAAGAAAUUGGACAGAAUUUGUCUCUUGCUGUGGAAGAGAAUUAGAUGAUACCAUGACAAUAUUGAUAAGACUUCGUUUAGCAAUUGAUAGAUUAGUAUCAAAAGAUUUGUUUCCUUAUAACAUAAAUCCAGUUCUACGUUUGCUAGAAAAGUGUGAAUCCUUCUAUGAAGGAAAUAUAGACAACUAAUUAUUAUUUGAUUGCAUGAUGAGAUUCAAAAUUUCAAUUCACUAGAUGUACAAAUUGUAAGAAUGAAAGCUUUGUCAUCUGGCUUAUUUUAUCAGUCAGAAAGUAAUACAAAAUUGUAUAAUCUUACUAACUUCAUUUUUAUAAAUGACUGACUUAUACUACUGUCUUUUGUAGUACUAUAUAUUUAGAAUAAUAUUAAAAGAUACAGAAAAAAACAUUUCUAUUUAUUAUAUUUAGCAAAAUUUUAUUCAUUCAGAACUAUUGUUGAAGUUUUACACAAGAAUUAUUUUUUGCAUUUCAUGGUUGAAGUAUAAAUGGAUAAAAGUAGUACAAAGAUUAGCUAAAAUUAUAUGCUUCACAAUGAAAUUGCACUUUUAUGGUGCUAUGAAAACAUAUUUGCCAAAGCACCAUUGGAAAUAAAUUUAAAUGUAUACUACUAGAAUAAUAUUUAUAUCUAUAUAUAAAGGUUAAAUGUACAAUUUGCCAGUCAAAUAGAAUUAUGUAAGUUGAAUCCUCUGAUGUGCACUACUAAACAUGUAUAAAGAUAUACUUUUUUGUACAUUACAAAACUAAACUCACAAAAGAGUAUAUUAGAUUCUGGUAUAAAGAUUUUUAUAAAAUGCAUUUGAAAAAUACAUAAUAUAAAAAUCUUUUAAAAGAAGGAUAUAAAUAAAUUAUAUCAACACAUUAGAUUAUAAAAUUGACUUUGAAAUUUUGUGCCAGAGGCAUAAUAAAAUAUUUAAUUGUAUUAAAUCAAAAUUUAUAACAUUUGUUUUUUUAACAAUAACAAAUCUGUAACAGAAUUCUAGGACACCUCUGUUAUAUCCACAUACUUAAAUACAAGUGUAAAAUUAAAUAAUGUUUAUUAAAAUGAAAGACAUUGUCAUAUUGUCAUGAUUUAUUAACAAUGUAUAAAUAAUAAUGUUGUAAAAUAUUACAAAUAUACAAAUGUAAAGUUACUGGCAAUGUAAAUGCAGUUAUUGACAUUUAAAGCUAUGCCAGUAUUAAUAAAUUAUUAGAUACAAAUGGCAAUGAUUGUUCCUAUAAGUUAAAGUUAAGAACAAUAUUUGCCAUUGUUGUUUUGGAAUUCUCUACAAAUUAAAGUAUUUGUAUAUAUUAAUUGUAAUGUUAAUUAUGCAUACCUUAAAAUUAUCUUUGUAAGUAUGGUACAUGUAAUACACUAAAAAUCUACAUAUUUUUACUUUUAUAAUCAUGAUCUAAUUUUAUUUAUCAUUUCCCUUUGUAGAUUUUUUACUAGUAUUCGCAACUUACAUAUGUAUAAUGUAAAAUAUAAAAAAUAAUAAAUUAUAAACAUGUAUUGAAAUGUUAGUAAUGAUCGGAACAAAAGUUAAGUGUAACUAUGAAAUUACAAACACGAUUAUUGGAUACUCUACAUACUUAUAUUAGUUUAAUGUAUUCUAAUACAUAUGUAUAUGUAUGUCUUUAUGCUAGUGUACAAUCCACAAAUUUGCGAAAACAUUACAGAAUUUAGGACGAAUUACAGAUUACUUAAUAGUAAUGUUUGAAAUUUAAAGUACAUGUUCUAACAUCCAGAAGAAAUUUUAUGAAAAUAUAGAAUGUUCGGGAAUUAAGGACAUGUAUAUUAACAUAUAAAAUUCACGGGGAAAAAAAUUAAAUCUAAUUCAAAUAUCGGGACUCAAACGAAAUGAAAUUAAAGAAACACGUUAUAUACAUAUGUAAAACGUCGAAAUACCGCUUCGGGAAAGAAUUUUUAAUAAAUAGUAGAAAUUGCCAAUUAGCAAGACAAAAUUUCGGUCAGUUAGCAAGGCAGCAUUUUACGUAAUUCUACGUACCUAUGCAUGUGUUGUAAUUUUAGGACAUUUUCUUACUGCAAUGCUGCAAAAUAAAAUCAUACCAGAUUACA